Cuscuta campestris is the source of this 1556-nucleotide messenger RNA. Lineage: Eukaryota; Viridiplantae; Streptophyta; Magnoliopsida; Solanales; Convolvulaceae. The record is from the annotation of a GenBank genome assembly.
GAUCAUGGACGGAAGAACAUUCCAAACCGGUGUAUCCAAAGGACAAUCUACUACACGUCCUCCAUUCUUCGAUGGUACAAAUUAUGCAUAUUGGAAGGAAAGAAUGAGGAUAUUCAUACAAUCAAAUGAUUUCGACUCAUGGAUGGUAAUCAAGCAUGGAAACACUACCCCUGCAAAUAUUGUUGAUGGAAUUCGUGUUCCCAAGUUGGAAUCCGAAUAUGAUGAUCAAGACAAGAAAAAUGUCAUGCAAAAUGCCAAAGCCAUCAACUAUCUUUAUUGUGCAGUCAACCCUGAUGAUUAUAGAAAGAUAUCAAGAUGCAAAUCCGCCAAUGAGAUGUGGACUAAACUCGAAGUCACUUAUGAAGGUACAUCUCAAGUUAAAGAUGCUAAAGUUGAUAUCUUAUUGCAUGGAUACGAAUUAUUCUCAAUGAAGGAGAAUGAAAGCAUUGAUAGUUAUUUUGAGAGAUUCUCUACAAUCAUCAACAAUCUUGACACGCUCGGAAAGUAUUACACCGAUCAUGAGCUUGUCCGGAAAAUUCUACGUUGUAUGAAUCCUGAGUGGAAAUCCGAGGUGAAUGCCAUAACUGAAGGAAGAGACUACACUGUCUUAACUUAUGAUACUCUUCGUGGGAAACUACUCACAUAUGAAACUACUACUCCUCAUCUACGUGGUGAAGACAAGAGGAGGAAAUCUAUAGCAUUGAAAGCCACCAAGGAAGUUGUACAAGAAAAUGAAGAAGAUGAUGAUGAAUCACUUAAUUCAGAAGAUAAUCCCGAACUUGCACUUGUCAUCAAACGCUUCAACAAGUUUAUCAAGAAAAGCUUCAAGCCAAGGAGAGACAAUGGUAAGAAAGCUACACCACCUAAAUGUGGUGAGAUAGGGCACAUCAAGCCUUAUUGUCCUAAGUUGAAGCAAGGGAAGGACAAGAAGUUCAAGAAGAAGCAAAAAGCAUACAUCUCAUGGGAGAAUGAUCAUUCAUCUUCCGAAACAAGUGAUGAGGACGAAGAAACAGCAAAUCUUUGUCUAAUGGCUACCGAGGAAGAGGUAUCUUCUAAUUCUUUUUCAACUCCUUUAUCAUCUUCAAGUGAUUGCUUUUCAUUGGAUGAUUUACAUAGUGCAUUUAGUGAUCUCUAUGGUGAAUUUCUCAAAUCCACCAAAGAAACUAAGCUUGCCAAAGAAAAUGUCACAUUUUUAGAAGCUCAAAUAAUUGAACUUAAUAAAGAGAUGGACUUAUUGAAACUUGAAAAUAAGAAACUUGGCAAGCGUCCUCAACGUGAUUUGCUUAGAGACGGUGGAGAUGGUGGUUUAAACAUAUGGGGCUUGCGCCAUCUGCAGUAGGAAAUUUGCCAGAAACGCAUGCAUAACAGGGUCCGGCUGAACUUCCACAUUUUGUUUCAUGUUCUGAGUCUCGUUUUAGUUGUUAGAAGCUCUCCUCGUUCUAUACAGGUCAAACUUUUCAAAUUAGAUACUAACACAUAGAAACAAAUAAUAAAGUUUAUUUACCUUCCUAGGGCAAAAGAGUUGUGAGAGAUGAGAAUACAGCUACUGAGUACAU